AUGAAGCGAGCACAAAGCGAAGGUACCAGAGCUUCCGGUGGAGAUCAUGUGGAGAGAGGUAUAAAUGAGAUGAGUGCUAGUUCAGCUGUUCCCACAAGUGGUUACGCAACCAUGGCAGAGAGUACGGAGCCCGAUGUGCUUGCACACCCAGGAGCGGAAAACAAACCGGAGGAAGAAGAGCCCGAAAUAGACGCUCUCAUGUGGAUAAAUGAGACAUACCGACGGAUGACGGGCGACUGGACAGGGGGUGUCACGCAUAAGUUUACUCAGGACACAGCACAAAGGCGUACCAAAUCUGCCACGGGGUCACCACAGACUAGUGGUACCGUGUCACUGGGCCAGCUGACCACCGAACUAGACAGCCUGCUAAGAACGCAGGAACCGGUUGUCCAGCCAAUUGAAUCAAACGAUGAUGAAGCAAUUGCUCGGCUAUUUCUCUUCAGUGACCUGUCGACCGCAAAUCCGGCGGAAGCAAACGCACAAAUUGCAACCAUGCCCACACAAGUAGCGGUUUCAGAAUCCCUGUCGAAUGUUCCGACUGCAUCGGGUGAUGGGUCCGGUGGGCACAUUGUGUCCGAAGGGAAAAUCGCGAACCUUGUUCAACUAAUGACUUCACCAGUGCAUGCACCACUUCAGGAGACCCAGACACUGCAACCCAUCCUAUCGACCACUCAACCUGACCUGAUCAGUCAAGCAGAUACCGCCUAUGCAGUCUGCGCCCAACAGAACGGUGAACGCAGUCUAGGUAUCGAACUAGGCCAACCAGACACUCCACUACCGGGUCCCGGAACAUUGAACCCACCGUCGGCUCGGACAGCUUCUUCACAAAUGUGCCAAGCUUUCAAUGUUCCCUUAAAUCUGGGGACCAAUGGCAAUGUACAAGCUGUUUUAGACGAUCUGGAUCUGCGUGGACCGAACACAUUGUUCAUUCUGCCCACUGUGCCACCAUUUGGGUUGGACAUCAAUGCGGAGAAACAGCAGCAAAGUCAUACAGUCGAGUUGACCGCCAGUCGGCAGCUCUCUGAGGCGACCUCCGCGCACCCCGUCGCCGGAGCGCCAGGACAGUAUCAGGGAGCCGGACAAGCUGCGAGCCAAGGUCACGAACUGGAAAUGACCCGAAUCCACCCUUCCUACCAGCAUCCGUUCUCAAUGGAACACAUCACCACCCGAUCGAGCGCAUCAGUUCUCUCCGCAUACUCUGUCCCAUGCGCGCUGCAGUCGCAGAUGAAGCUCGAGGCUGCACCAUCAGAUCAUCCGGGGAGCUUGUCGUUUAGCAUCCAUCAAACCGAUACAGCACUUGCGGAUAAAAUGGUUGGCCGUACCUCGUACAAGCAACAGAUGCCAGUCUCCGGUGUCACCACAGUGGCCUACCCUGUCACGUCCUUCACGCAUAACCGAGGCAACGCAGACCGUCCGCAUGAGUUGGCUACGAGCACCCGUAUGGAUCAGUGGAGCUCCAGCGGGUCAGAUAGCGCUACAGGUGUCAUUUUAAGGCCGGACGUCAUCCAGUCCGGUGCUAAUGACCAACACAGUAGGCGACACAAACCCGGUUGCCCUCACUCAGCACCACCCACAACGAAUGAACAGCGGCUGUCACCAUUUCGGUCGACGGCAUACAACAGCCCAAUGCGCUUACCUUCGCUACCAUUAGACACACUUCCGGCGAGGCCAUCUCAUCAAAGGAUUAUGUUACCCCACACUUGUGGACAUGCUAAUGCGCUUUCUCGUUCGAUACCGUGUGGGGUACACCUCAGUGGCCUGGACAGCAGUAGCAGCAACAACGCAUCACGUAAUGUGCCCGAUUCCACCUACGGUUGUGGCAAACAUCAUGCUGGUCAUCCUGCUCACCGACCCAAUAUGUUAAAGAAAACGCCACCCGAGAUGAUAAGUCAAACAAAACGCACACGUUCGCGUCAGCAGAUGGCGGUAACACAGGCUGCUCAAGACACAGUGCUCCUGGAUGAUCUGGACACUGCCACUGGUAUGUUGGAGGAUGUUCCUUACGUGGUUCUGCAACGUCCAAAAUCGGUGGACGUGAAACAAUAUCAGCUCCAUUUACGGCGCCAACAACAACAUGCGGCUGCAUUGGCUGCAGCUGGUUACCCUUAUCACGGUGAAUCAGCGUUUUACGCUGCUCAGGUCCCAUAUCAUCAUGGCUCACGCAUGCCAAUCGCAGCUUCCGGAUACCCGUAUGCACCCUAUAUAGCACCUUAUCCUUCGCACCAUUCACAUCACCACCACGUCGCGGGGAAAGAAGUCAUGGCGCCGUCACAUCGUAGCGGCAGAUCUGAGCGCUCGUUGGCAUCAAAGCGUCAAUCAUCCACAUCACCGUACGGGAGAAGUGGACAUCCGGAUCAACCUCGCUUCAUCAAACAAGUACCGCACGAUACCACCUGCACAGUAUUUCCAGAUCCUUGCGUCCAUUCUAUGACGGAUAAGUACUGUGAACGGGAAAAACGCAAAGCAAAGCGGAGACACCCUCCACAAAAAGAGAAUACAUCAAAAGGUGAGGAGGAACAAACCAGAGUACGACCUGUGGAAAUCUCACCAGGACCGUCGAGGCUUCCCGAUACCACCCACCACCAUCAUCAUCAUCAUUCGCGUGGUAUUCGUGCGCUGGGUACAGUGGAUUCCACCACACAGGUACAUGUAUCCAAACCCUUGAAGGCCAAAAAUAUACCUCAUCCUGAUCAAAAGUUGGCAUCAGAAAGGGACGGUAAGGCUUCGGUUUCCCGUGAAGAGGCGACGGAUCAUACCCCGUCCCGAAUAAAAUCACCAAAGGAAACGCAUUCUUCAACCAAGCCAAGGAGAUCGCCAUCACAACCCGAAGACACUAGAGAAAAGGACGUUCCAUACCCGGUGUCUGAGAUUUUUUUCUCUCCAGUUGGUGGUACCGAGAAGUCCGUCACACGUCCAGCGAAAAUCCAUUUAAGCACACACCAUCACCCUGCUUGCGCAUCACUUCUGGGCCGUUCGCGAGCCCAUGUCCCAUGCGAUCGCCAAAUGCCAACUAAACUCGCCAGCUCCGAAUCUACACUUCCAUCAGUUUCCGUGAACCAAACACACACUGGACGAGGCAACCGAGAAGCGAAACAAGCUCCCAUUGGAUGGUCUGAGACCACUGAAUCUUUGCGUGCUACCGGUGGAAAAAAUGUAAUUCCAUCACACAAUCACCGGUUGACGUGCACUAGUAAAGAAGCAUCGAUCAAACACCGGCAAGAUACGCAAGAAACUAUUGAAAAGCUGCGAGAAGAAUUACGGUCGGUAAGCUUUCGCACUAAGGAAAGGUUAGGCCUCCAAGAGCAACCAGCAUCAUCCCCCGUGGGCGUCGGAAAAGGAAAGCCAAUGGAUUCCACUCAGCUAUUUUCCUCGGCACCUCUUGUUGACAAAAAUCGAGUGGGAGAGAAAGGAGAUGAAUUUCCAAAGCGCCCCCCGGAAGAACACCUGAAAGAAGUGCUACAGAGGCCUUUGCGUGUCACAGAGACAGCAGUGACCCAGGCUACGAGUGCUACCUCAGAGCUGGAUCAGCUUAUCGGAGGUCCUCCGCGUAACCCGGUCUAUCUUGAAACGGACACAGACUCAAAUGAAAAUGUGUAUCAGGACAAACCUGGAACAGAACAAAAGCAAGGGAAGACAAACAUUGAUGCUGCAUCGGUGAAACACGUUGCACCCGUUGGACCAGUUGUGGACCAUGAAGAACUACCUCACGAAAGUAAGGCCCCCAAUCUUUCCGUGGGCGGUGCAUCAGUAGAUGAUGAUCGUACAGAUCGUUCCCCGAGAUCCCACUCACCUUCGCUUCCUCUUUCCUUAAUACCUUCUGAAAGACAAGAUGUAGACGGAACGGAUGUGUCAUUCAGCACACAGACUAGUGUCCGAAGCUCUUCCGUGUCCUACUGUUCGCAGUGUGAGCUGGAUCAUAGCCACGGUAGCAGCAGCCCAUAUACGUCGCACUCUUAUUGCCGUUCUCAUCGGAGAAGCUGUGGUCACCAUUCUUGUCACAGAAGACGUCACAGAGCUUGUGUUUCUUCUCAUAGCGUUCACCGCUGUCACUCGUGCUCUGCCCACUGUCAUAGUCAUCGGCCUAGCCAUCGUCGCAAGCAUCACCCUCAUCCGUACCACUGGGUGACACAUCAUUCAGAACGAUCUGACCAUCACCACUACCGUAAGACCUUACCUGAGGUGGGUAGUCACAUGUUGGGCCGAUCGUUGAGUGAUAGACGCCGUCGCAAGCAUUACACCUCAUCGUCAGAGAGGAGCGAAUCGUCUUGUGCAAGCAAGUAUUCGGAGUCUUCCCUAAGCGAAGAGCUUCGAUCAUUGUAUGACUCGUCUUCUACGCGGCCCAAACGGAUCCAAUCUGUAAUCGACAAGCUGCUGGCACAGGAACGGAAGUUACGCAUCGAACUGUCCCGACAUCGAGCACUGGCCAAGGAACUGCGGCAAGAGAAACAAAAACUGAUGGAACGUGGUAGACAAAGUGGUGGUACAGAAGAUGGUGUUCCUCACAGUACCGAAAGCAGUGUUGACGGUAAAGCGAUUCACUCAAUCAAGGAACCCAAUCAUCUGAAAUUGCUGGAACCCAAAGUGUCGGGUCCGACUAGAAGACGCGCCGGCAAAAAAUCUGCAGGUUACAUUAUGGAGAAAAAGAAACCAUCCCUUACCGUCACGAGAACACGUCACUACCGCUUUCAUCCGACUGUUGUGGGGGUAGAGUCAACCAAGGCAAAGCAUGCUGGUUCACCGAAAAGCGAUAGUGUGGAAGCAAGAGAUGAUGAUCUGAUCAUAGAGAACGCAGUGGCUUUCACCAGCCUGCGGCAGGAUGGACAGGAUGUAUGCAAAAAACCAUCUCCGGAGGAAGCAAAACACAGCCCAGUUACUGAGUCAAAGUCUCCCGAAAUGGUAGCGGAAUCCACAGAAGUUAUCGUAACUGCUGAGGCAGCCAUCUGCGAGGAGGAAGAAGAAACAAGCGACACUGGCUUGGUGCUUGACUCCACAGAGGAGAUACACAAGUUUAUGGCUUCCAGCUGCAUAUCAACUCCAGUUUGGUCAGCAGAGCAUUCGAACGAGGUGUGGUGUGUAGCACCGCAGGAAGCCAUCCUACAACACGUCGUGACAUGUGAAUCGUCGGCCCCGCAUGCGUCACCGGACAGAGGAUCAUCGAGUGUUGGCGUUGACCAUGAAGAUACGUGUGACACGAGGAAAGCAUUUAUGGCUCCAGAGGAACCCACCAAAUCCCAACUGUCUUCCGUCAACCAUCUCAGUGAACUCAACCAGAGCGCAGAGGCAUCUGAUGGUGAAUACGAUGGAUCUCAUGCUAUUAACUUUCUCUCAGAGAUAAUCGAAAACGCCCUAGCCAUUUACGCAACCGAACAUUCUGACCCAUCCAACACGGACGGUUCUACCAGAGGUUCCUCGGUCUGUGACGAGGCAAGUGUGGAAACAGUGAAAGCGGCCCACACUCCUCGCAUGAACUCGCCCUCGGACUCCACCACAUCAGCGAGUGAGGGCAGCGAGGAAAUCGAACCGUUCCCACCUCCACCGCCGCCCGAACUAUUGUCCCGCGUGUAUCCAUGUGAGGAAAACUCAAUCACUCACACGCACCACAUUUUUUCAACCGGACUAGAUGGAGUGAUCGAGGAAGAAAGUGGCACGGUUGAAUUGGAAUCGGAUACAGGACUUACACAGAUGCAGGAAAUAGUUGAAUUGGAGGCCAGACUAGUUGAGGAGCAAGAAAAUCAGGCAUCGGAACUCGGAGUCAGUUACGGCGAGUUGCAGACCAUAGAAGAGCACGACACCGAAAGUGAAGAACGGGUCUACCGUGACAGUACUGCAGAAGUCGUAAUGUCGCAAGCGCCAAACGAAUCGGAGAAUGGCCAACUCCCAUCAUUAGUGCAAGAAGAGAAACCGGAAGCGAAUGAAAUGCAUGUUCUAUCUAUCGAAGAUGACCAGCACUCCACGCACACUCUCGAGACAAGCUCAGACGUAAAUUGUGUUGAAGUGCCGACGAGUAACACUGGGGAACAAAACGCGAGCCGUGGGCUAAACGGACCUGUGGAACAAGACGAGAUUAAUGGGGAAGAAGCUGAACCUCCAGAAACAGAGUAACCGUUCAGGAUUUUACUGAGUGUCGGUAACUCUGUCGCCCAAAAGCCGUACAACAAUGCUACAAUCCUUGCUUGUUCAUUUUAACUUUGAAUAACUCAGUUUCUCAACGACGAUUGGAUCGACGAACGUCAGGAAAUUGACUUAUUCUGUACAGCUCUCGCUUCCAAAUCAUGCCUCUUACACAUUGUAAUUUUUGUUUUAGUAGAGACCCUUUAAUCAUUCAUUUUGAGCUUUCACCAUACGAAGCCCCAGUGACGCGUCCUGGGCCCGGUUUUUAUCCGCCACAUUGAACUUCACCUUUGUGAUUUCGGUAGAUCUUAGUCACGCUCUUUAUGCGCAGUCCACUGUCAUUGCUUAUUGGUUACAUAUUCAAAAUAGACAGAUAUCACAU
Dicrocoelium dendriticum is the source of this 6493-nucleotide messenger RNA. Lineage: Eukaryota; Metazoa; Platyhelminthes; Trematoda; Plagiorchiida; Dicrocoeliidae. The record is from the annotation of a GenBank genome assembly.